This is a messenger RNA of Quercus lobata, 930 nucleotides long. RefSeq lists its product as uncharacterized. The coding region runs from base 1 to 768 and encodes 255 amino acids. The record is from RefSeq and is a predicted model, not a curated record. The transcript has 5 exons. Lineage: Eukaryota; Viridiplantae; Streptophyta; Magnoliopsida; Fagales; Fagaceae.
AUGUAUAUUUACACGAUUACUACACCCAACUUUUUCAAAAUUCCAAUUUCAUACGUUACUUUUUCAAUACCUCACUUUCCCACGGAUAUUUUUGCCAUUUUCAAGUUUCCGACAACUUCGCCGACAAGUUUCAACUCAAAUGCGACUGGGAGUGGGAGAUUCACGAUCCUAUUGAAAGUUUUAAUUUUGAAGGCUUUUUAUGGCCUACGGAACAGUUGCAUUGCUGCUCUGGAUUUAGCCAUCAAAUUGAAGGAUUCAAUAUUGGAAGCUAUUUAUCACCGACUGAACAGUGAUGAAGCAUGCGUUUUCUUUGAUGCAUUUCAUGGGCUUCUUGUCUUCCUCACCUCGUUUCCAACUGCCUUAAUUGGUCUACACUUUCAAGUCUUGGGUGUCUCGCCACUUGAUACACAUUUUGCUAUCAUCUUGCUAUUUAUCAUGGCUACAAUCAUCUAUGGCAUUGCAUAUGUGGAGAUAAAAAUGCUACCCCAAGACAAUGAGUACCUUCCCAUAUUGAGGUUCAUUUGUUUGGUCUCUGGAAUUAUUGCUAUUGAGCUAAUUGUCGCAAUAAUCAUUUCUCCCUUAUGGCUAUUCAUGGUUAAUUUAUGUCCAAUCCUGAUCCUAGGGGUACCGCGCCAUUUAUACCAACAAAUUUGUAAGGGUCUCUACUGCACAGCUGAUUUUGUACUCAAUGCAAUAUAUAGCUUGUUUAAAAAGAUUUGUCAAUUAGUUGAUCAGAUAUAUGACUGGGUCCUACAGAAAUUUCGAUAAGCAGCUUCUAAAGCAAUUCUUUCAAGGGAACAGGAAGACAAUGGUAUUCAGAUGGAAGAAAUUUUUAAGUGACCUAUUAUUGUAAGUAAGACAAAUAAGAAAAAUUUUAACUUAUGAAAUUUUCUGUUUGUGGAAGUUUGAAUUUGUUUACAUUCUAUUCAA